Molecule: messenger RNA, 4167 nt
Organism: Peronospora belbahrii
Lineage: Eukaryota; Oomycota; Peronosporomycetes; Peronosporales; Peronosporaceae
Source: the annotation of a GenBank genome assembly
AUGGCAGAGAAGGACGAGAGAGUGGGCGUAAGUCUUUCUUCUACAGGACAAUUUGAUCAAGAAAUUUAUGGUGAUGAUACCAGUGAUCGAUUUGAUGGCUAUAGUGCCACUAUUACGGAGGAAAAAGACGACGAGGACGAGCAGCAACCGGUGGACCAUCAUUCAUACUCGAAGAAGACGAUAAAGCCACAGCAAGAGAGCGGAGAUGGCUUAAUUGACGAUAAUUAUGACCCUUUUGCAGAGGCAAGUAAAGCAAAUGGCUCGGGGAUUGUGAACACGCGCAUUGUGGACCGGGAGAACGCGUACCGCAAGCGGCGAUUUGAGCGCAUGUUGUCACCUGAACGUGGAGAUGCAUUUGGAGAUGAAACACCAGUGCGAAGCUAUAAGGAGAUUAUGCAGACUCAACAGCUGGAGCAGGAGAGAGCGGAAGUGGUGCGUAAGAUCUUGCAGAAGCGAGAGGAGGAAGAACAGCGGGGACGACAGGAACAGAAACAGCAGGAAGUGGAUGCGACGCCCAAAAGACGGCGUAAGAGAAUGAGAUGGGAUCAAGAAGCACCUGUGACCGAAAAGACAGACGGAGAGAGCCAAUCCGAGUGGGACACGGCAUCAGAAAGCUCAGCAGUGAGCGCUGAUGCUGCCACACCCACACGGACGUCGUCGAGAUGGGAUGCUACACCUGUGGCUGCGACGCCAGGAAGGAAGAAUCGCUGGGACGAAACCCCAGUGGCAAGUGGUGCAGCAUCGAAAUGGGACGCUACGCCUGUAAAUUUGGGUGGAGUGACUCCUGCAGGAACAGGGAAGCGGUCGCGUUGGGAUGAGACGCCAAUGCCCGGUCCAAGUGACAUGGCAACACCUGGAAAGGGUGUACCGAUGACCCCUGGAGGCUCCAUGACUGAUAUCAUGAGUGGAGCAUUGACGCCAGAGCUGGCCCAACGAAUGCGUUGGGAACGAGAGAUUGAGGAGCGAAACCGUCCUCUGAUGGACGAGGAGUUGGACGCGUUAUUUCCUGCGACAGGGUAUAAGAUCCUUGACCCACCUGCUUCUUAUGUACCGAUUCGAACACCGUCACGGAAGUUGCUUGCUACUCCCACGCCGAUGGGUCAAAUUUCUGGCUUUGUAAUGCAAGCUACGCCUGCGCGUGAGGAUUAUGGCGUCCCGGUUGGUACCCCGUCGGGUAGUGAUGGUAGCUCGAUGCCGUUUAUUAAGCCAGAGGACUAUCAGUAUUUUGGCAAGCUAAUGGACCAGGUGAACGAAGAAGAACUGGACGCUGAGGCUGCUAAAGAGCGUAAGAUUAUGCGCUUGCUUCUAAAGAUCAAGAAUGGGACGCCGCCACAGCGGAAGACGGCACUACGACAGCUUACAGAUAAGGCGCGUGAGUUUGGAGCCGGAGCGCUAUUCAACCAGAUUUUGCCGUUGCUCAUGGCGCCUACACUCGAAGAUCAGGAACGCCAUUUGCUGGUCAAGGUAAUCGAUCGUAUACUUUACAAGCUAGAUGAUCUCGUCCGCCCAUAUGUGCACAAAAUUUUGGUAGUGAUUGAGCCACUGCUGAUUGAUGAAGACUAUUAUGCUCGUGUGGAAGGUCGCGAGAUCAUUUCAAAUCUUGCAAAGGCUGCAGGUCUUGCUACUAUGAUUUCUGCUAUGCGUCCAGAUAUCGAUAUUGACGAUGAGUACGUUCGCAACACAACGGCGCGCGCCUUCGCUGUUGUUGCUUCGGCACUCGGUAUUCCGGCUCUGCUGCCUUUCCUAAAGGCUGUCUGCCAGUCACGUAAGUCGUGGCAAGCGCGACACACUGGCAUUAAGAUUGUGCAGCAGGUUGCAAUUCUUAUGGGAUGCGCUGUGUUGCCACACUUAAAGCACCUUGUGGAAAUCAUUGAGCAUGGGCUUGAGGAUGAGCAAAAGGUACGCACUAUCACGGCACUCGCUUUGGCUGCUUUGGCUGAGGCUGCGCAUCCAUACGGUAUUGAGUCGUUUGACUCAGUCUUACGUCCAUUAUGGCGUGGUACCCGGAAACAUCACGGCAAGGGUCUGGCAGCGUUUUUGAAGGCAAUUGGAUUCAUUAUUCCUCUUAUGGAUGCCCAAUAUGCAAACUAUUACACGGUGGAGGUGAUGGAGAUCUUGAUUCGUGAAUUCCAAUCGCCUGAUGAGGAAAUGAAGAAAAUUGUGCUGAAGGUGGUGAAACAGUGCGUUUCGACAGACGGUGUUGAAGCAUCUUAUGUCAAAGAGAAGAUCUUGCCUGAUUUUUUCCGGCACUUCUGGGUUCGUCGUAUGGCGUUGGACCGACGAAAUUACCGCCAACUAGUGGAUACAACAGUGGAGCUUGCGAAUAAUGUGGGCGCAAGCGAGAUUAUAUCGCGGGUAGUGGAUGAUCUGAAGGAUGAAAGUGAGCCGUAUCGUCGCAUGGUUAUGGAAGUGAUCCAGAAGGUCAUUUCGAAUUUGGGUGCCACGGAUAUUGGCACGGAUCUUGAGGAAAAACUUAUUGAUGGUAUCCUGUAUGCUUUUCAAGAGCAAACGUCAGAUGAUACUUUCGUGAUGCUAAAUGGAUUUGGUAUUGUUGUAAACGCUCUUGGGGUUCGCGCGAAGAACUAUCUGCCGCAGAUAUGUGGUACGAUCAAGUGGCGGUUGAAUAAUAAGCCAGCUAAAGUGCGGAUGCAGGCAGCUGAUUUGAUCAAUCGUAUUGCUGUGGUCAUGAAGUCUUGUGAUCAGGAGCAACUGAUGGGACAUAUGGGUGUUGUUCUGUACGAAUACCUUGGUGAGGAGUACCCGGAGGUACUGGGUAGUAUCUUAGGUGCGCUGAAGGCUAUCGUGAAUGUGAUUGGUAUGAAUAAAAUGACGCCGCCCAUUAAGGACCUGCUUCCACGUCUAACCCCUAUUCUUAAGAAUCGUCAUGAGAAGGUUCAGGAGAACUGCAUUGCUAGGGGAACAAUGGUUACCAUGGCUGACGGGACGUCCAAGCCUAUCGAAUCUGUAGUAAAGGGCGACCACGUGAUGAGCCCUCGCGUUAUUAACGACAAUUCUGUCGUUGCCGACUUGGACAUGGCGUGUACGCGUGUUCUUGACAACGGAGAACGUGAAUGCGUAGAGCUCAAGUUUGAGGACGGCCGUGAGCUUGUGUGCACGCCAGACCACCGGCUGCUGCGAUUUGAUGGAAAAUGGCAAACAGCGGGAGAAGUCCCGGUUGGUCAUCAAAUUUCAGUUGCAGCACAGGAGGAAACCACUGCUGCAUCGGGCGAGCUCUCUGUUAAGGUUGUCGGUCUUCGUGUUAUUGAACGACGCAGCGUCGGCAUUAAGCGCGUGUUUGACCUUACUGUUCCCGGCAACGAUGCGUUCUUUGCGGCUGGCAUUGCUGUGCAUAACUGUAUUGACUUGGUUGGUCGGAUUGCUGAUCGUGGCGCAGAUCUGGUAUCAGCUCGGGAAUGGAUGCGAAUUUGUUUUGAGCUGUUGGACAUGCUGAAGGCACACAAAAAGGGCAUUCGUCGUGCUGCUGUUAACACGUUUGGCUAUAUUGCUAAGGCAAUCGGUCCGCAGGACGUGCUGCACACUCUGUUGAAUAACCUGAAGGUGCAAGAGCGACAAAACCGUGUGUGUACAACAGUAGCCAUCGCCAUUGUCGCCGAAACAUGUUCACCAUUUACUGUUGUUCCAGCUCUGAUGAAUGAAUACCGUGUACCCGAGUUGAACGUGCAAAAUGGUGUACUGAAGGCCUUUUCAUUCAUGUUCGAGUAUAUUGGUGAAAUGGGCAAGGACUACAUCUACGCGGUGGCACCACUGUUGCAGGAUGCACUGAUGGACCGCGAUCUAGUGCAUCGUCAAACCGCUUGCACUACAGUGAAGCACUUGGCACUUGGUGUUGCUGGCUUGGGCUGCGAGGAUGCGCUGGUUCACCUGCUGAAUUUUGUGUGGCCUAACAUUUUUGAAACAUCUCCGCACGUGAUCAAUGCUGUGUUUGAAGCCGUGGAAGGCUGUCGUGUGGCACUGGGUCCACAUGUGAUCCUGCAAUACGUUUUGCAAGGUCUGUUUCACCCUGCGCGCCGUGUGCGUGAGGUGUAUUGGAAAAUCUACAAUUCGCUUUACAUGUACUCGCAAGAUGGUUUGACUCCUGCCUACCCAAUGCUUGAGGAUGAUGGUGUGAAUGCAUACAACCGCACAUAUCUGGAGCUAUGCAUUUAA